Molecule: messenger RNA, 708 nt
Organism: Serpula lacrymans var. lacrymans S7.9
Lineage: Eukaryota; Fungi; Basidiomycota; Agaricomycetes; Boletales; Serpulaceae
Exons: 5
Coding region: 37-522 (161 amino acids)
Source: RefSeq, a predicted model, not a curated record
GAACAAAACUACAAUUGUCUUCGGCCACACCAGACAAUGACCUACGACUCUCCACUAGUUGGGUUUGAAAACGCAGAACCAUUGCCGUCGACGAUUAACCCAGACGGCAAGUCGCUCUUCAAUCCACCUGGCCCCAAGUCUGGCUCCUAUGACGAGUUCCCAAAGCCUAUCGACUCGUCCAACAAUGGCUUCGACUUUCACAUUUAUUACAUGCAGGCCAUCCCUACUGAAACAAAGUAUGCGAGGGAGCUUCACGAGCGCGUGAGGAGAGAAUUCCCAGAGCUCCGCAUCUACAGAUUCUGGGACAAGCCUGUGGGCCCGCACCCGACUGCCAUGUUUGAAGUCAACACGUUCAACCCACACCAGACAGGUGCCUUCUUCUCUUGGCUCGUUGUCAACCGUGGCCCAUGCUCUGUCCUCAUCCAUCCUAACACAGGCGAUAGCCUCAGGGACCACACGGAACUCGCCACUUGGAUAGGUAAACAGUGGCCUCUGCACACUGACAUGCUCAAGAGACACUAAGCUUGAUGGAAUGGCGCACGACGUACUAUGUUGGAUAAACAAUCUAUUUUGGUACUCGAUUAUCUUUUUACUGUGAAAUAGGGCUUCCAUGUAUCUAGCGGUAGUAUCUUGCCAUUCACACCAGCCUGAUCAUAGAAUGCCCAGUGUAAUUAUAGCUUGUACAAUAUUAUGUUGCAUCUUCAAAGC